This is a messenger RNA of Rhinolophus ferrumequinum (greater horseshoe bat), 2154 nucleotides long. RefSeq names its product zona pellucida glycoprotein 2 (gene ZP2). Gene Ontology annotation, cellular component: egg coat. The record is from RefSeq and is a predicted model, not a curated record. Bases 1 to 2154 code for a protein of 717 amino acids. NCBI's taxonomy places the organism in Eukaryota, Metazoa, Chordata, Mammalia, Chiroptera, Rhinolophidae. The transcript has 18 exons. Gene Ontology annotation, biological process: binding of sperm to zona pellucida; prevention of polyspermy. Gene Ontology annotation, molecular function: structural constituent of egg coat; acrosin binding.
AUGGCGGGCAGGCAGAAAGCAGGUGGUGGGAGUCCCUCGAGCCGGUUCAGGGCAGACUGGAGCACCUACAGGUCAUUUUCUCUAUUCUUCACCUUUGUAACUUCGGUGAACUCAAUAGACGUUACUCAGCUGGGGAUUUCUCCCUUCUCAGGUACUGUCACUUGCCAUGACGACAGAAUGAUAGUGGAGUUUGCAAGCAAUCUUGGCAUCAAGAAAUGGCACGCGUCUGUGAUGGAUCCCUUUGGUCUUGAAAUGCUGAACUGUACUUAUGACCUGGACCCAGAAAAUCUCACCCUGAGGGCCCCCUAUGAGACCUGCACGAGGAGAGUGCUUAGCCAGCACCAGCUGACCAUCAGGUUCACGGACCACAGUGCUGCUGUGAGAAGGAAGGCUUUCACCUAUCAGAUCAGCUGUCCAGCUGUGCAAGUAGGAGGAGCCAACGAGCAUCCGGGAUCCACCGUCUGCACGAAGGAUUUCAUGUCUUUUACCUUUCAGGCUUUUCCUGGCAUGGCUGAUGAAAACACGGAAGCCCGACAUCCGAUGGGAUGGGCCAUCGAGGUGGGUGAUGGUGCCAGAGCCCAAACACUGACCCUGGGGGAGGCCAUGACACAAGGAUAUAAUCUCCUGAUCGACAGCUACAAGAUGACCAUCCAGGUGUCAUUCAAUGCCACUGGAGUGACGCACUACACGCAAGGUAACAGUCGUCUCUACACGGUGCCUCUGAAGCUUAUCCACAUAAUUCUUGGACAAAAGACCAUCUUAUCGUCACAAGUGACUUGUGUGACAGGUCCCAUGACCUGCAAUGCCACACACAUGACUCUCACCAUACCAGAGUUUCCUUGGAAGUUAAAAUCCGUGACCUUUGAAAAUAGAGACAUUGCCGCGAGCCAGUUACACCACAACGGGAUUGAUGUAGAAGCCAGAAAUGGCUUGAGACUGCACUUCCGCAAAACUCUUCUGCAAACAAAAUUCUCGGAGAAAUGCCUGCCUUAUCAGUUCUACUUAUCUUCACUCAAGCUGACUUUCUACUUUCGAGGGGAGAUAGUAUCCAUGGUGAUUCAUCCUGAGUGUCUCUGUGGGUCACCAGUUUCUAUAGUCACAGGUGAGCUGUGUACUCAGGACGGGUUUAUGGACAUCAAAGUCUACAGCCACCAAACAAGACCAGCUCUCAACCUGGAUACCCUCAAGGUGGGGGCCUCCUCCUGCCAGCCUACCUUGAAAACUCCAUCUCAGGGGCUGGUACACUUUCACGUGCCCCUGAAUGGAUGUGGAACCAGACAUAAGUUCAAGGAUGACAAGGUCAUGUACGAAAAUGAAAUACGCGCUCUCUGGGCAGACCUUCCUCCAAGCACAAUUUCCAGAGAUAGCGAAUUCAGAAUGACAGUGAGGUGCUAUUACAGCAGGGAUGACGCGCUCACAAACUCCAGUGUUGGAAGUGUCCCCCCUCCAGUGGCCUUAGCGGAGAAGGGCCCGCUCGCCUUCAUCCUGCAAGCCUACCCCGAUAACUCCUACCUGCAACCUUAUGGGCACGACGAGUACCCUGUGGUAAGAUACCUCCGCCAACCGAUCUACCUGGAAGCGAGGGUCGUGAACCGGAGGGACCCCGACAUCCAGCUGGCGUUGCAUGACUGCUGGGCCACGCCCACCAUGGACCCCGCCUCUCAGCCCCAGUGGAAUAUAGUCGUGGAUGGCUGUGCGUCCGACCUGGACAACCCCAGGACCACUUUCCAUGCCGUCGGCCCCUCCGUGACCCACCCUAAUCACUUCCAGAGGUUUGCUGUGAAGACCUUUGCCUUCAUGCCGGAGGGCCAAGUGCUCUUCAGCCUGGUCCACUUCCACUGCAGCGCCUCCAUCUGCACCGAACGCGCCCCUGACGCCCCUCUGUGUUGUGUGACUUGCCCUGUGUCAUCCAGAAGCAGGCGAGCCACAGGGGCCACUGAGGAAGAGAAAACCACAGUAAGUCUCCCGGGACCCAUCCUCCUGUUGCCAGAUGGCUCUUCAGUCAGAGAUGUUGUAGAUUCUACAGGGCAUGGGACUGCUGGAUAUGUGGCUUUUAAAACCAUGGCGGCUGUGGUUGCCUCGGCAGGUGUCAUGGCAACUCUAGGCCUCGCCCUUUACCUGAGCAAGAGGAGAAACAUGAUGUCAAACCACUAA